Molecule: messenger RNA, 3590 nt
Organism: Bufo gargarizans (Asiatic toad)
Lineage: Eukaryota; Metazoa; Chordata; Amphibia; Anura; Bufonidae
Gene: NUAK2
Product: NUAK family kinase 2
Exons: 7
Coding region: 140-1837 (565 amino acids)
Biological process (GO): intracellular signal transduction; protein phosphorylation; microtubule cytoskeleton organization
Cellular component (GO): cytoplasm
Molecular function (GO): tau-protein kinase activity; ATP binding; protein serine/threonine kinase activity
Source: RefSeq, a predicted model, not a curated record
CGAGAGCCGGGAAGCUCUGUGUAUUACCUAGUAGUGCUGGCAUAGACUGAGGAGGAGUUGUGUCUGUCGCCCGCUGCUCUCCUCUGCAGUAACGUCCCGUUGUACGGUAUUCUCAGCUGCACGGAGCUCUGAGCCGGGAAUGGAGGUGAGGGAAGCCGGUUUGCGCCGCCAGGCCGUCAAGAGGCACCUUCAUAAGCACAACCUGAAGCACCGCUAUGAGUUCCUGGAGUCUCUGGGGAAAGGCACGUACGGCACGGUGAAGAGAGCCCGCGACAAGCAGGGGAAGGAGGUGGCCAUUAAGUCUAUCCGCAAGGACCGUAUAAAAGAUGAGCAGGAUAUGCUACAUAUUCGACGAGAGACUGAGAUUAUGAGCUCCCUGUGCCAUCCUCAUAUCAUUUCUAUAUAUGAAGUGUUUGAAAACAGCAGCAAAAUAGUGAUUGUGAUGGAGUACGCAAGCCAAGGUGAUCUGUACGAUUAUAUCUGCGAGCGCCAGCGGCUCAGCGAACAAGAGGCAAGGCGCUUCUUCAGGCAGAUUGUGUCUGCUGUUCAGUACUGUCAUGCGAAUGGGAUUGUACAUCGGGAUAUCAAGCUAGAAAACAUUCUUCUGGAUGAAAACAAAAAUGUGAAGAUUGCAGAUUUUGGCCUUUCCAACAUUUACCACUCAGACAGCCAUCUUCAGACCUACUGUGGCAGUCCGCUGUAUGCAUCUCCAGAAAUAGUCAAUGGCAGGCCAUAUAUCGGACCAGAGGUCGAUAGCUGGUCCCUAGGAGUUCUGCUCUACAUUCUGGUCCAUGGUUGCAUGCCCUUUGAUGGGCAGGAUUACAAAAAGUUAGUGACCCAAAUCAGCUGCGGUGCCUACAAAGAGCCAAGCCACCCCUCAGAUGCAUGCGGACUUAUUCGAUGGCUUCUAAUGGUAAACCCUGAGAGGAGGGCCACCCUGACUGAUGUGGCCUCUCACUGGUGGGUGAAUUGGGGAUAUGAGCACUCACUUUGUGAACCAGAAUCGACCAAAGACACCCCAUUCUCAAUUGUUGGUGGAUGGCUUCGGAAAUCCUCCCGUCCUUUGUGGGAUAAUAGUGCGAAGAUGCGCUCGUUUUUACGGCAACAUCUUCCAGGGGCAACAGUAACCCGCCAACGUUCACUGAAGCGAUCUAAGAGGGAAAAUAUGAGUCGGGUAAUAACACCUCAGGACUCUCAGGAAAAGCCUCAUACUGUGCCACCUGCUCCUAAAAAAGGCAUUUUAAAGAAGCCUCAGCAGAGAGAGUCUGGCUAUUACUCCUCUCCUGAGCACAGUGAGGGUUCACCGAUGGGAGAGGAUGAUGAUUCUCCUGUAUUUACUGUGCCAACAAGUAUGGAAGCUUUGAAUACGGGUACAAAUGGACAAGAGGCAGCCACCAGUGUGGUUAGGAAAGGAAUUCUCAAGCGCAAUGGAAAGUUCUCUUCUGCUGGAGCAGCACCAGAGUUGUCUUUUGAUGCUGUAGACUGUUCUUUAAGGAAUGAAAAGUUACCUGUUGGCACGCUGGCUCGUGAGAAAGUACAGUCCACUGUUAGCCAAGAAAGCAUUCUUUCCACUGAGUCUUUUGAGUUACUAGACUUUCCCACUCGGUACAGAGAGCGUCCAAGAGGAAAAAAUAGAUCUAUGAGGGUUAGUAUCUCCGCAGAAGAUCUUCUGAAAUUAGACACAGAUGAGGACAAUGAAAAUGAUGGUCCCAGGCUCUGGGAUAUGGGAUGCUAUCGGGCACGGGUGGCAGAGAGCUGUCUGUCUUUAGGUGUGGCGGAAGAAGAAGCAAUGCAGGUUUACAGGACUGCGGUGCUCAUUGGUCGAGAGUUGAGCUAAGGUGCCUACUGUGUAUACUUGCUACCAUAAAGAGUCUUCUGAAGACAAAGGAGGAGCGGUCACAGAGGCCUUGCUUGGGACUCUCGAUGUUGCCUAAAACACCACCUAAGAAUGUCAAACUGUGUGAUGACAUUACGAUAGAAUCAAGGAGUGUAGUAUUUAAAAAGAAUAUAAAAGUGGCAACAACGGUGACAUCCUUCAAUGUUUGCACUGAGAGUCCGGGCACGCAAUGUGCUGCUUAGUUCAGGUUAAUCCCUUUACAAGCUGCUGCCUUAUCGUGAGCUUACCAUACAAGCAACAUACUGUAUUUGAUUGCAUAUUGAAUUGUGCAGGCUCAUACCUUGUAUAUCCUUAUUCUCUGUAUACCACAAAGGUUAUGAAUCCUUGGUGGAUAACAGUGACUUGAAUUUACUUCCUUGUGCCUUGGUUGAAACUUCCCUUUCUACUUGAAAAUACUGUAGCUACCAUGUAAUACCCCAGUGUACAUCCAAAGUCAAAGGUGAAAAACGAAGACACGGGUUAAGGGUUGUAACUAAAAUAAACUUGAUGGCACUAAAAACUGAAAGAGGUGGGAGAAUAUAAUUAGUCCAAGAAUUAUAGCUGGAGGGGUUCUAUAGAAACAUGAGUCAUUUCAUUUGCACAGUCUUUGGUCUUGGCCAAUAAUCCAGUGCAAACAAGUUUCCGUGUGUAAACAAGAAUGUGUGCGUGUUUGUAUGUAUAGCUGCGCACGCCCACACGACCUUGAGACAUGACGUGGAUAUUUUUUUUAAGGGAUAGAAAAAGAAAAGUCUUCAAACUAAUUGGCAAUGAAACUAUAAACAUGCCGGGAGCAAAACAACUCAACCCAACAUUUUUUUUCCAUCAUUUUUUAACUUAACUUUAUUUAUUCUUGUAUUGCUUUCUGAUGACUUACUUUUUUUUUUUUUUUUUCCCCUGACAAAUUUGCAUCGGUAGUGGCAACUUUAUUGCAUUUUAAUCUAAGUCUUAAUACUUGCAUCAAAACAAAGAAAUGUUUUUCAGUUUGUAUUCCUUAAGUGUUUCCAUUAGCCUUCUCCCUGCAAAAAAUGCACUUUCCUCUGCGGUAGUUUGGAAUUGGAGAGUGAAUUGCUAAGCAAGGUUCUCUCCUUUUGCUACUGGAGAGAAAUAAUGGAUCUUAGGGGCUGAUUCACACGACCAUGCUCCUUCCAGGAAACGCAGUCCAUGUGUCGGCCACAACUCUUGGACCCACCAUCGUUCCCCUGACCAGAACUGACUGCAUCAUAGAGAUUUAUGGUGCAGUCAGUUGCUAUCUAAUCGUGGGUCUAAUGUACUGUACUGAGAUAAUGUGAGUACAGUACAUUAGACCUGCGAUCAAAUAGCAACUCGCUGCACCAUAAAGCUCUAUGAAGCAGUCACUUUGUGUUAGGGAGUCUAGGUCAGUCUGGCAGAUGGGGCUGACACCACGGGCUGUGUUUCCCAGACUGAUCAUGGUUGUGUGAAUUGGCCCUUAGGCCCUUUUUACAAAAGGAGGAGUGUAAUAUUUCCUUAGGGAAUGUUUCCCUUCUCCUGAGUUGCAUUUCAAUCCUCUUAACGUAAAAAGAUGGUAGAACAUAUCUCCCAUUUGUAAUGUAAAAGGGGCCAUACACUGAAAAAAAGAUGAUGGAUGUACAAUAUAAGAAGGGAGCCUUUCAGAGAUCAGCAUUGUCUUUUUGGUAUGCUUAUUUUCUCCAUUUGGGUCCAGAUAUUUUCAGCAAAUUAAAACAGAUGUUAAAAA